This is a messenger RNA of Drosophila willistoni, 1725 nucleotides long. RefSeq lists its product as uncharacterized. The coding region runs from base 55 to 1725 and encodes 556 amino acids. The transcript has a single exon. NCBI's taxonomy places the organism in Eukaryota, Metazoa, Arthropoda, Insecta, Diptera, Drosophilidae. The record is from RefSeq and is a predicted model, not a curated record.
AACAAAUUAGCUGAGACAACAAAAACUCUUGGAAAACAGCUGGACGAACAGAGCAUGAGCGCAUUUUUGGAGAGAGAACAAAACGCAGUAAAAAGACUAACAAAAACAGUGCGAGAACAUCAUGAAAUGAAACAUGAGAAACUAAACAACAAACGGAACUUUGCUCUCUUGAACAACAACAGAACUGACGAUUGGUUUGUAAAUGAGACAGAAUUGGAAUUCCCGCCGGAUAUAAAAUCAUUACUUUCAAAGGGUCCAAAGUUUGCUCUUCCCAUAGAACACGAGAAGCUCCCUCUCAUUAAAUACAUUGCCGAUGGAGAAGAAAUAGUUCAGACAAUUAAGGAAAAAGAGAAACAAGAGGCAGCGCGUACUGCAUUCUCUUUAAUGGUUAAAGAGCAUAGAGCGAUGAAAUACAUAAAUGCAACAGAUCGUGCAAUAUUAAAUACAACUCAACGGACAUACAAAUUUCUUAAACAACAUGACGAUAUUUUGAUAUUAACAUCUGACAAAGGAAACAAAACGGUAGCAAUGAAAAAGAUUGAUUAUGACCAUAGAAUGAUGGACAUUUUGUCGGAUCUAAACACCUAUAGAAUCCUCAGGAAAGACCCAACAACACGAUUACAGACAAAGAACAACAAUCUGGUGGACAAACUACAUAAGAUGGGUGUUAUCUCAAAGAUUGAAAAGAACAGAAUGACGACAACUACGGCGAUCUCUCCAAGAAUAUAUGGACUACCAAAAAUACACAAAGAAGGAACACCAUUAAGACCAAUUUGUUCAUCAAUUGGCUCACCAUCCUAUGGACUUUGUAAAUACAUUAUACAAAUUUUAAGGAAUAUAACAUUGGACUCAAAAUAUAACAUAAAAAACACAACUGAAUUCAAACAACGCAUAAAUAACACUUACAUUUGUAACGAUGAACAAUUAAUUUCGUUUGACGUGGUAUCAUUAUUUCCAAGCAUACCAACGGAUUUAGCAUUAGACACAAUCAGGAAAAAAUGGACUAAAAUACAGGAAUACACAAAGAUACCAAAAGCUUUAUUUAUGGAAAUAGUAAAAUUCUGCAUCCAAGAGAAUAGAUAUUUUACCUACAAGGACCAAACAUUUAUACAAUUAAAAGGAAUGCCGAUGGGAUCUCCGGCCUCACCUGUGAUUGCGGACAUCGUUAUGGAAAAUCUUCUGGACACCACAAUGGAUAAACUAACCAGACCACCAAGAUUAUUGACGAAAUAUGUAGACGAUAUUUUUUCAAUUAUACACCAAGAUGACAUCGAUAAAACACUGGAUACCCUAAAUUCAUUUGACAGGAAUAUAAAAUUCACUAUGGAGCUGGAAGACAAUGGAAAACUGGCGUAUUUGGACUCUUUGGUCAUCAGACGAGGAAACGAAUUAAAACUAAAAUGGUACAGGAAGCCAACAGCAUCAGGACGAAUCAUCAAUUUCAACUCAAAACACCCCAAGACGAUGAUAAUAAAUACAGCAAGGAGCUGUAUCCAACGGAUGCUGAACAUUUCGGAUAAAAUAUACCAUAAAGAAACGAAGAUGGAAAUAAUAAAUAUUUUAAAGGACAAUGAUUUUCCGGAUAACGUAAUCAGGACAUUAUUUAAAAAACAUAAAUCCACCAUUGACAAAACUAAGAAUGAAAAACAUAUAUAUCGGUCACUUAUGUACCAAAAUUAUCGGAAAGACUAUCACAUUCGGAUUGUUAUGACAAAGAUAGAAUAA